CAAAUGAUAAAGUAGAAAGGGCUUCACUCUUGAUUACUUCUUGAUUAGUGUGUCCAGGCUUUGCAUUCCAAACAGUCUUACCAGAGCUUCUUUGGGAGACAUGUCCUGAAAGCUGAAUGAACCACUGAAGAUUGAGCUGCCUGGAGUAGAUCCUCAGUAGUGUCCACAGCAAACAGAAGCUUCUAAAUAGCAUUAAAAUGGCAGUUUGGCAAGGUUCAGAAGCAAUCUUUUGACUGCUGAAAAUAAUAAUAAAGAUGGAAGAAAAUAGAAGAAAAAAUAGCAGUGGAGAGGAAGAAAGUCACUGGACUUGGGAGCCUUUAGGAUUAUUAUGGAUUCAUCACAACAAUUCCAUUACCUUUCUUGUGUAGUCUACAGCAUCUACAUACAUCUUCUGCCAUGAAGAUAUUUAAAUUACCAAUUCUAAAAUCCUUGUGGACUCAGAAACCUCUGUAUAGGACUUUCCAUGGACACUCCAAGCUGCUUGCCUCUGAUGUGUAUUCACAGUAUCAGGCUGUCAGACGGGGUGAACAAGAAAUACCAAAGUACUUUAACUUUGCAAGUGAUGUACUGGACAAAUGGACUGAAAUUGAAAAGGCUGGAAAAAGACCAUCAAACUCUGCUUUUUGGUGGAUAAGUGGAAAAGGAGAAGAAGUGAAGUGGAGCUUUGAGGAGCUGGGCUUCCUGUCACGGAAAGUGGCUAAUGUGUUGACUAAAGUAUGUGGACUGCAAAAGGGGGACAGAAUUAUUGUGGUCCUGCCACGAAUCCCAGAAUGGUGGCUGGUGAAUGUGGCUUGUAUGCGAGCAGGAAUUGUCUUAAUUCCAGGAACGACCCAAUUAUCAGCCAAAGACAUAUUAUAUCGACUCCAGGCUUCAAAGGCCAAGUGCAUCAUUACUGAUGACACAGUGGCUCCUGCAGUAGACUCAGUGGCAUCUGAGAGCCAGUUUCUGAAAAACAAGCUGAUCGUGUCCAAAGGCAGUAGGGAGGGAUGGCUAAACUUCAGUGAACUGUACAAAAACCAAUCUGCUGACCAUUCCUGUGCCAAAACAAGGAUUGAAGAUUCAGUGAAUAUCUUCUUUACCAGUGGAACCACAGGUUCUCCAAAGAUGACUGAACAUUCCCAGGGUAGUCUUGGUUUCAGACCCCUGUUAAGUGAAAGGUACUGGUUGGAUUUGACUCCAUCAGAUGUAAUAUGGAACAUAGCAGACACAGGCUGGAUAUUAACUUCACUGACGUCUGUUUUUGAUGCCUGGGUUUUUGGAUCAUGCAUCUUUGUGCAUCAGCUCCCACAGAUUGAAUCAGCAACCAUCCUAAAUACUCUCUGCAGAUUCCCUAUUGACACUCUGGUUGGUGUUCCAACAUUGUAUCGCAUGCUGGUGCAAAACGAUCUCUCCAGUUACAAAUUCAUGAACCUGAAGCACUGCAUGAGUGGAGGAGAACCGCUAAACCCAGAAGUUAUGGAAAAAUGGAAAAGCCAGACAGGGCUGGACAUCCAUGAAGUGUAUGGCCAGACUGAAACGGGAAUAAUCUGCUCUGUUUUUAAAGGGAUGAAGAUUAAACCUGGAUCAAUGGGAAAGGCGGCUCCCCUUUUUGAUGUUCAGGUUGUAGACAAAAAUGCAAAUAUUCUGCCUCCAGGACAACAGGGGGAAAUCGCUGUCAGAAGCAAACCUAUAAGGCCACUUGGUUUGUUCUCUGAAUAUAUAGAUAAUCCUAAGAAAACUGCUGAAAGCGAGCGUGGGGAUUUUUACGUCACAGGGGACAGAGGGACUAUGGAUGAAGAUGGAUAUUUUUGGUUUAUUGGAAGAGACGACGACAUCAUCAUUUCUUCAGGAUACCGCAUUGGGCCUUUCGAGGUAGAGAGUGCGCUGAUGGAACACCCAGCAGUAGCAGAAGCAGCUGUUGUCAGCAGUCCAGAUCCCCUCAGAGGAGAGGUUGUGAAAGCAUUUGUGGUCCUGUCUGCCGCCUUUUCAUCCAGCGACCGGGAGCACUUAGCUUGUGAAUUGCAGGAGCAUGUCAAGAAAACUACUGCUCCAUAUAAAUAUCCCAGAAAGGUGGAAUUUGUCCAACAGAUGCCAAAGACAAUCACUGGGAAGAUUAAGAGGCAUGAAUUAAGGAAUAAAGAGUGGGGACGGAUGUAACAUUGUUUGGAACUUAACAGAACUUUUUCAUUCCACUGUUGCUAUAUUUCUCCGUUACAACUGGCCUGGUUUGUUUUUGUCAAAUGCCUGAGCAUCAAAACAUGUAGAUAAUCCCAAAGUAUGAUGUUUGCACCUGCUUGCAAAACUUCUAAUGUCAGUGCCACUGGUUCAGUUCCUGAAGCACUGCUGGGAGAACAAACAAAUCAUACAAUUCCAUUCUAGUCCUUAAUAUCCAAAAGCUCAAAAGAACUUAGCUGGUGACCCUUCUCUUUUAGGGAGCAUCCAAAAUCAGUGAAGAGAUAUUGCUGAUACAGAUUGUAUAGUUCCAACUUGCAGAAAAAGACAGACAUGACUUUGAGUUGUUCAAAUGCUCUGUCCUUAAAUGCCACAUGCUCUAAAGUGAAUGCAGUCCUCCUAACGUUUAAUGAUGGAAAAACUCCCCUAUUGAUUCUCAGCGUCUUAUAUGCUUCUUCCACAAAUACUGUCUAAUAUGGACAGUAGCUUCAUUGCUCACCCUCUAUUCUGAUCUUCACAUAUAAUAGACAAAAACUCCCAUACCACUUGUGGUCUUUAAAGUUUGCUGUUAGGCAAGUGACGCACUUUGUAGAACAAAUCCUGGCUCUUAGCCAUAUUAGCCACUUGCUGCAGGACCAGGCUCUCUCUGCAACGUAGGUAGAGGUGAAUCCAGUGAACAAACUCCUGUGAUCUGGUUUGGAUGAUCACGUCAGUUUAAUAUUUAGAUCUUCGCUUUAUGAAGAAACAUGUAUGGCAGUGUACAUACUGUUCCUUCAGUUGCACAUGCAAUAGUGGGCCAAGUUUUAAGGCUGUAUUAGUUCUUAACUGUUCAUCUUCAGGCUUGUUGUACUCAAAGACUUCAUUUUCUAGCACGAAUUUUCAUUAAAUCAUGAAAAUACCUUCA
This is a messenger RNA of Anas platyrhynchos (mallard), 3055 nucleotides long. Its product is annotated as acyl-coenzyme A synthetase ACSM4, mitochondrial. Gene Ontology annotation, molecular function: fatty acid ligase activity; fatty-acyl-CoA synthase activity. The record is from RefSeq and is a predicted model, not a curated record. Lineage: Eukaryota; Metazoa; Chordata; Aves; Anseriformes; Anatidae. Gene Ontology annotation, biological process: fatty acid biosynthetic process; acyl-CoA metabolic process. Gene Ontology annotation, cellular component: mitochondrial matrix.